AUGGCUACAGAGAACCCUGUAGAAAGCCUUCAGGAGGAAGCUACUUGUCCCAUCUGUCUGGAGUAUUUUAAAGCCCCAGUGAUUCUAGACUGCGGGCACAAUUUCUGCCGGCUCUGUGUCACCCAGUGCUGGCAGGGAUCCGAUGCAAACUUCUCCUGCCCUCAGUGCAGAGAAAUCCUUCAACACAGAAACUUCAGGCCCAACAGGCAGCUGGCAAAUGUUGUAGAACUUGCCAAACAGCUGAGCUUACAGGUAGCAAAAGGAGCCGAAGGGGAGAGAGUGUGUGAGACGCAUGGGGAGGCCCUGAAACUGUUCUGUGAGGAGGAUCAGACCCCCAUCUGCAUGGUGUGCGACAGGUCCAAGGAGCACAGAGCUCACGCUGUGGUUCCCAUAGAGGAGGCUGCCCAGGAGUACAAGAAAAAAAUUCAGACCCAUUUGAUGUCUCUGAAGAAAGAGAGAGAAAAACUACAGGAAAUUCAAAUGAUGGAUACACAGAGAAGCUGGGAACAUCUGAAACAGACAGAAGCUGAGAGGCAGAAGAUUAUGUCUGAGUUUGAGCAGCUGCAUCAGUUCCUGAGGGAACAAGAGCGACUCCUGCUGGCCCGGCUGGCAGAGCUGGACCGGGAGAUUGUGAAACUGCAGGAUGAAAAUGUCACCAAACUCUCCAAGGAGAUUUCCCGUCUCAGUGAGCAGAUCAGUGAGCUGGAGGGGAAGUGCCGGCAGCCAGCCAGUGAAUUCCUGCAGGACAUCAGAAGCACCAUGAGCAGGUCUGAGGAGGGGAAGUUCCAGCAGCUGCUGGAGGCUUCUUCUGAGCUGGAAAGGAGCCUCAGCAAUUUCUGUCAGAAAAAUAUUGCUGUAAAGCUGACCCUGAACAAACUGAAAGAUGUUCUGCCAUUGGAACUGAAGACAGGAAAGGGGAAAUCCAUGGGAUCAGAUGAGAAGGCGAGUGUGACUCUGGAUCCAGACACGGCUCAUCCCCGGCUUCUCCUGUCUGUGGAUCGGAAAAUUUUGACCUGGGACGUCAUACGGCUGAACCACCCUGAACAUCCCCAGAGAUUUGAGUUGUCUCCUUGUGUGCUGGGCUGUGAGGGAUUCACCUCAGGGAGACAUUGCUGGGAGGUGGAGGUGGGGCAUGGGACAGCCUGGGCUGUCGGGGUGGCCAGAGAGUCUGUGAAGAGAAAGGAGGAGCUCAGUGCGGCACCUGAGGGGGGGAUCUGGGCUGUGCAGAGGUGGGGGUUCCAGUUCCAGGCUCUCACCUCCCCUCCAACCCCCCUGUCUCUGAGCUGCGUCCCCAGCAGGAUCCAGGUGUCUCUGGACUGUGAACAGGGGCAGGUGGCAUUUUUCAGUGCUGAUAGCGAGGCCCCGAUCUUCACUUUCCCACCAACCUCAUUCACGGGGGAGAGACUCCGCCCUUUCUUCUGGGUCUGGGGUGUAGGUUCCCAACUCACUCUCUAUUCCUGA
This is a messenger RNA of Emys orbicularis (European pond turtle), 1461 nucleotides long. RefSeq names its product zinc finger protein RFP-like. Gene Ontology annotation, molecular function: zinc ion binding; protein binding; ubiquitin protein ligase activity. The coding region runs from base 1 to 1461 and encodes 486 amino acids. The record is from RefSeq and is a predicted model, not a curated record. Gene Ontology annotation, biological process: protein ubiquitination. The transcript is spliced from 7 exons. Lineage: Eukaryota; Metazoa; Chordata; Testudines; Emydidae. Gene Ontology annotation, cellular component: cytoplasm.